GCAUGUUUGACAUAAUUGCCCUGUUAUCACAUGAGUCAUUAACGUUGUUCUCAAUCUCUUCGGGUGGAGCUUGAGUGGGAGUGUUGCCAGGAACCAGUGACAGCGCACACGCGACACCGGCUCCCCUGCAUGGAUUGGUGGCAUGCGAUUCAACUACUCGAAUGCCUUGAACCGUCUGUUUAGCUUUGACCAAAUGUUUAUAUUCACUUUGCAGUACGUGUGACUUGCUAGUGCGGAACUUUUCAGCCGUGUCGGUAUUUACUUAUUUUCAAGCAGGGAUCAUCCAACCAAACUGUGAGCGUUCACUGAGUGAUCAUGCACCUGCGAAAGAUGGUCCGAGACAUGGUUCUUUAAGGUUUAAGAAGCUAAUAUCUUCCGUUACUGGACACUGGAGAGUUACAGACAGUUAUUUCUGGAGCUCUUCUGAUUUGACCUGGUGUUUUUUUUUAUGUAUCCCUUUUACUUUCUUAAACUAAGUAAAUUAACGCACGACGAGUCAUCUUCAAGGACGCAUCGAUUUGAAAGAUGAAUCUUGGAUUGUGGCUGUGUCUGUCGGUGGUGUUACACAACAUGGCCUAUGCGGAGUAUGAAGAUGGCGUGGUCGUGAAUGUUGGCAUGGAGGUCAAGCCACUCUUCAGCAGUCAUGAAACCACCCUUGCAACCUGUGUGGCUCGUGCUCUCGACCCCCCUGCUGAGGUAUCAUGGGAUGUACUCUCCCUCGGUGCCGUGGUAACAUCCGCCGAGGUCACAGCCAGCAUCAAUGAUGAUGGAACACGCACAGUGACCAGUCAUCUGAGGGGUGUGCCUGCCAAGGAACUGAACCAGAAGGAGGUGCGAUGUUUGGUCAGACACCCCGCGCUAAGACGAGAAAAAGUCUACAACUACGCCAUAGACAUUCACUAUCCUCCUCAGUCAGUGAAGAUCACAGUGAAGGAUGAUGGCUAUCAGUGCAGUGCAGACGCCAACCCCAAACCUGAUUAUACAUGGUCGAGAGAUGGCCAUCCCCUGCCCAGUGGGGUGAGAGCAGAAGGGAGCAGGCUGUACCUGAAGUUCACUCCUAAGCUGAACGGCCUGUACACCUGCGAGGCCGCAAACGCCCACGGCACUGCGGAAUGUCACAACACUCUGUAUGCAAUCACCGAGGACUCAGGGACACCCAUCUAUCUGACUCUGGCUCUUGGAGCUAUUAUCUUAUUCGUGCUCUGGAAUUUUAACGUUAAUUUUCUGUGAGUGUGCAGGAAGAAACAGUGCUCCUCACUCAUGAGUCAGCAGGCUAUGAUCUUAUUCAUGUUCUGGAAAUGUCAAGGUCACAGUCACAGUUAAGUUUUGUCCAGGAGCUGCUCCUGUAGAAGUCCCCAAACCUCUCAAUGCCGUUGGCCACCUAUCCCCACACUGGACCCAGGUCACCCUUGUUUUUUAACGUCCAUUUUCUGUGAGUGUGCAGGAAGAAACAGUGUUCCUCACUCAUGAGUCAGCAGGCCGCUAGUCUUCUCCUCAGAUGAGCCGCUCCCAAACCACACAGAUGAAAAUCAGCAGCAGAUGUGACAAACAUCCUGUGAUUGUACUACGUCCAGUGGAAAUAAUGGAUGUGUCUCCAAAUUGUUACACAGAGUGUCUGAACUCCACGAGAAGCAGGAAAGACUGUUUGUUCCGGACUUGUUUGUGUGUAUGUUUCUUCCUUUAACCAUCCUUACUGAUCUCAAGUCUCACUCCCCCUUUCAAUCUCCAAGGAGGGGCAUCCUGGUGUUUCUCUCUGUACAUGGGGCAGUGAGUGAGGUAUAAAUCCGUAUGACUCAGACUGGCAGUCACUCUCCCUUGCAACACCGAGUAUGUGCGUGACCCCAAGGAUAACAUGAGGGUUAAUAACUAAUCUAAUGAUGGGAUGUAAUUGGACAUACAGUAGGGCCUAAUCACUGGACCUUGAACGGUGCCAGGUUUUUUUAUUGGCCUUUUUUGGAUUAUGUGAAAUUGUUCAAAAUAAUGCAAAACAAAUGCUAAACAAAGUAAAUUGAUUUAGUAUUGCCCGUUGGGUGACUUGAGUUGAGGAAUAUGCAGCCCAGAGCCAUAGAAAGAGAGUUGCGACACUCUUUGAUGUUGCCGCCAUGAUCAAAAGUUCCAAAAAAACCUGUGCUGAAUGGCUGAAUCGCAGGAGGGUGGGAUGUACUUCCGAUGCUGGAAGGUGUAAUCAAUUAACUCAUUGACUACUGACCAAGAGAUUGGCUGUAAACAGUUCCAAAAGCCCCAUAACGAGGAAAUAGCCUGGAAAAAGCGCUGCCAUUUUUUCCAAUGGAGGUCUAUGGGAGUGUCGCCACUCUGUUUUAUCUACCGCUCUGAUGCAACCUAUUGUGAUUCCUGACUGACAAAAAAAGGCUCACAGGCUCAGGGUGUCAUACAGGCUAGGACCGCCCCUGUUCUUCUAAGCAUUUCCCUUUUCUUACCUCAACACUCCAUGGAGCUACCGUGAUGUCCUUGACUCUUCAUACUGUUACCAAGACACACUUUUUGUGUUUUUACACACACACGAAUACACACACACACACACACACACACACACACACAUACACAUACACACACACUCUCACUCUCACUCUCACUCUCACUCUCACUCUCACUCUCACUCUCACUCUCACUCUCACUCUCACUCUCACUCUCACUCUCUCUCGCUCUCGCUCGCUCUCUCGUUUAUUAAGAAUAAUAAGUCAUUCCAACAUGUUUUUUUGGCUGAACAGGAUAUGAGAGUAUAUUGUCCCUUUCUCUGGGUGGGAAGCUAAAGACAUUGACAAUAGCUACGUUUACAUGCAACCAUCGGAAUGACCAAUCGGAUCGGUCAAUCGGAUCGGUGGAAGUUUACAUGGCAAGGAGUAUUUUGGAAGCGCGCGUUUACAUGUCAGCUUUACGCACAUAUAGCCUGCUUGCAGUUUUGCUCCCCGAGAGGGACGUGAGAGCUUAUAGCCUAUGACGUUUGAGGCGUGAGAUAUUCCCUACUUCCAAUCCUCUGCCUCUGCUUUCUUCUGUUCAAAAGCAACAUCAUAGGCCUAGAGUUUCGUUUCUUUUCCUUAUAAUUAGAAUGACUAAAACGACGAAAAUAUAAAUUGCGUCCUAACACACUCACUGGCCGAUUUCACACUGCACAGCAAGUCGGUCAGCAAAUGCUAACUUCAUGCACGGUCAUACAGAAGUAUUCCAAAGCCAAAAAUAUAGCUGAUUAUCGUGUAAUCUGACGGGGUUGCAAACCACCAAAACGUCGGACUGUUCGCUAGUUGUUUUGCACCUCAGAUGUUUAACAAGUCCCGGCAACACAAAUUCAAACUUGUACGGAAAUGCAUUCAAUCAGGUCCUUGCCGUCUACCUAGCUUCCACACUGUUCUUUCAGACAUCGCAAAAUAUCUGUCUCCACUGUAGUCUCCGAAACAUAGCCUACCUGUUAAUAUUUGGCUUUCAGAAAACGAGACUUCAUCACUGCAUUUCAGUCGUUGCUUUUACCAAAGCCAGUUAGCCAAAGCCUACGCAACUGCCUGCAGCCUAGUAGGGUAGGCUAGGCCUACUUCCUAAACUUCAAAGAUGCUGUCAGAUUUUGUGGUUGUUUUGAAAGUGUCACGAAACUAAUAGCCUAUUCUUCCGAUGCCAUGUUAUCCGUCACUGUUCAACCCAUAGACCUAAAAGAAACAUAUGGUUCAGCCUCACGCCCAGUGCUUAUGUUUACACCUAACCAAAGAUCUUUCAUUACUAGCUUUAACGCUCUCUGCCUACACCGUGGUGGCUUUUUUGAUAAGAGAAAUAUUGCGCCUCCUUUUCUGAACAUGCGCAGAAGGGAAGAGUAGCAGGGAACGAUCCGAUCCAGUGUAUACAUGACAACUAUUUUACUACCGGACGGGUCCGUUCCACCUCUUUCAAUCCGAUCCAAAUUUCAAUCCGAUCGGCGAUUUUCAUUCCGAUUGUCUUGUUUACAUGAAGGAAUUUCAUUCCGAUUGGGCCUGAAUCGGAUUAGAAAGGGUGCAUGUAAACGUAGCUAUUGAUCACAAUGUUGGCAGAAACACAGAAUCAACACACUAGCCACGUUUACAUGGACCGUUUUUUGUCAUUCCGAUUAAACUAUUCCGAUUGAACAUUUUUGCGCCGUCUGUUUACAUGGGCUACAUUCUAUUCCGAUCAGACGUCUGUAAGCGCUUUAGAAUCUUUGAUCGGAAUAGCCGUUGUUUGCUACUUUUCAUUGGGAAGAUAUUACGGUCAAUCCGAUUGACCGUAUACAUGAGUGUUCAUUCGGAAUAGGAAUGGACUACACCACCUCUUCUAUUCCGAUCACAAUUCUGAUCGGAUCAGGAUUUUCAUUCCGAUUGAGGUGUUUAUAUGACAAUUUUUAUUCCGAUUGAGCUGUUUCUUCCGUUUCUAAUCGGAAUAGAAGUGUCCAUGUAAACGGGGCUACUGACUCAGAUGACCGUGCUGGAAGAAAAUAGCAAACUCUUGUCAGGCCAGGUACAUUUGAACCUUAAAAACUUUAAAUGCAGUCAAUGUUUGAUAGAUAAAAAUGUGUGUUUUAGACUUGUCAACCCUAGAGGUGCAUUUUGUUUUGUAGCAGCAGCUAAGUCAGAUAUUACAGUAUUAAUAAUGAGAACAGUAGCUGCAAUCAAGGUGUGCCUGCCUCACCAUCUGAGUCAUGCCUUCAUGACCUUUGGGUCUUCUGUAGAAAGGCAGAGACAAAAAAACGUUUUUUUUUUCAUGUUUCGACAUUUUUCAUGUUUCACUUCAUGUUUCACUUCAUGUUUCACUUCCUCUUAGUGGGCAGUUGACAUGUUCAGUGUCACGUCUACAACACAUAUGUAACCGGGUGGUCAGGGCAAACGCCCAACACCCCAUGUCUGUAGCCUGACUACGCCACCCUGGGGCCUAGCGCUUCAGGGAAUCUUUAGGAGAUUGAGACUUUUCUUGAGACAGCGCUGCACAGGUUCUAUAAAGCAUAAGGAGACAUGAAUUCCGUGAAUAAAGGAUUUAUUAAACACAAAAGACAGACAUUCUAACAAAGGGGGAGGAGGGCAAAUAGCUGAGGCAGGCAGAGCUUUCCUGAGGGGGCAGGCUAAUAUCAAGGGUGACUAUUUCCCACCAAUGAAGUCACGGCAAGCAUAUGAAAGUGUUUCAGACUGUCGUGGAGCUAUCCACAGCAAGCAACUCUCAGUCACACGUGCAAUUACACUAGUUAGCAAGGAAUUUCAGUGCAAUUAUGUAUCACUGAUAAAGCUUCUACUUGGAUCAGAGGCUGGGCUCUGCAUUUCCUGCCCGCCUGCACCUGAUGCCUACUGAUGCCACCUUCGAGCCCUCGGAGUCCUAAUGGAGUAUAGCUAAUGUCAGGGGUGGAAAAAAUCCAGUUUCAGAAAGUAAAAGUCCUACUACAUACUGCAUUUAAUGCAGCUGAUUCUAAUUAGCACAGCUCUUCAGCUAGGUCGAGCAGCUAAUUUAUGAGAUCACCCAUGCUAAGUGCACAGGUAGAACCAAUACAUGAUCAGACUUUUACUCUCUGAAGCUGGAGUUUUCCACCUCUGGCUAAUGCCCCUCAGAGUUCCGAUUAGCCCGUUUCACGAGAUGUCAGACGCCAAAUACUACAGAAGAAGAAGAAGUAUU
Molecule: messenger RNA, 5613 nt
Organism: Sardina pilchardus (European sardine)
Lineage: Eukaryota; Metazoa; Chordata; Actinopteri; Clupeiformes; Clupeidae
Product: nectin-3-like
Exons: 5
Coding region: 526-1230 (234 amino acids)
Biological process (GO): heterophilic cell-cell adhesion; homophilic cell-cell adhesion
Cellular component (GO): adherens junction
Source: RefSeq, a predicted model, not a curated record